Molecule: messenger RNA, 1404 nt
Organism: Emiliania huxleyi CCMP1516
Lineage: Eukaryota; Haptophyta; Isochrysidales; Noelaerhabdaceae
Exons: 2
Coding region: 1-1404 (467 amino acids)
Source: RefSeq, a predicted model, not a curated record
AUGAGGCUCGUUUAUGUGCUCCUCCUCGUCGUCGCCAGCACCACCGUCGGCCGUGCUCCGCCGCCUCCCAGCGCGGCAGGCUCGCUCGCUCGCGCGCUCGCGCGCUCCGCGCUCGACGCUUGGGCCGACGGAGGCGCUGCUGGUGGCUCUGCCGACAUCGAGUGGGACUCCCGGCUCGGCCGAGCGCUCCUCUCGCUGCUGCGGCUGCUCGUCUCGCCGGCGGUGCGCGUGGCGGCUGAGAUGGCCGAGACGAUGCUGCCACCGGGAGAGCUCGUCCAGGCGCGCGAGCCCGCCGCGAGUCUCGCGCGGCCGCACGUCAGUCCACAGUCGUCCCUCUCUCCACUGCAGGGCGAGCGGCUGUACGCGCCAGCGCGGCUCGCUCACGCCGACUUGAACGCCUCUGAGCUGCGCGUGACUGGGCUCCGCUCUCUUGGUGAUAGCACUGCCAUCUCGAGAUGCCUCGUCGCUGUCCUCACCCCUCUUCCUCCCGCGUCAGGCGAGCUUACCUUCACCCCUGUGGGCGCGCGCGCCGUGAGGGCGGCCGCCGACUUCGAGACCGUCAACGCGUCCAUGCUCGUCGAGGCGCUGCUGACUCCGCUCGGCCUGCCUGGCGCGUCGGUCGGGACUGCGGGCCGCCUCUCGGCCUCGCUUGAAGGGGUGCGCCUCGCCGUCACCUUCUCGGUGCCGCCCGUCUCCCGCCGCGUCGCGCUGCAGGCCCUCUCGCUGAGCGGCAAGGAGGAGGGCGGUGGCGAGGAGGACGCGCCUCCGCAGGCGGGGCCGCCCGCCGCCGAGUGCACUGCGGCAAGUGAGGCCGGCGGCGGCGCUGCGGCGGCAGAGGGGGCGGCGGCGGCGGCGGCGGUGGACUCCAGGGCGAAGGCAAAGGCGCGGAAGGCGGCGUCGCCCUUGCGGCUCGGCGUGACGGCGGUGGAGGUGAGAGUGGGACACGUCACGGCGGCGGUGCUGGACCCGGAGGACGAGAUUGGGCCGCCGGGGCUGCUGUGGCGCGCCCUUUCGUCCGCCUUCUCCGAGCAGCUGCGCGGACUCGUCGAGCUGCACCUGUCGCAAGUGUUGCGCGAGUCGCUCGAUGAGCUGGUGUCCAUGGCCGACGAUUUCGCCUCCGCCUUUAUCCUCGCCAGCUCCUCGCGCGUCAUGCGCGAGCCCGGCUCCCUCGCCGGCGCGGCGCCCACCGUGAAGCGCGGCGACGUCGAGUCCGCCCUCUCCGCCGCCCCUCCCUGCGACGUGCCGCCCCCCUCGGCCGCCGCCUCGGCCGCCUUCUGCUCGGCGGCCAGCAUCCGCUUCAUCGCGGCGGUCGUCAUCGACACGCCGCGCUGCCCAGGCGUCGCUGGCUGCGGGAAAGCGUCUGGCGCCGCCGCGGCCGCCACCGCGCCGCUACACUCCCUCUGA